CAAACUUGGUUGUGCCAAUGUUUUGAGACCUCUUUGGUUGCAGGAAUGAGCUCUUCUCACUGUCGAAGGAAUCCUCACAGGACCCGUCGCACCAUUUUGGAAGUUCCUUCAGAACUUAAACCUGCUUCAGGUGACAAAGCUUCCAUCUUGCAUAGUAAAGGAACCACUGUGUCUCAAUAGCUGAAUUCUGCAGAAUCACAUAGACGGAGAACAAAUGCUCUUCCUGACUUGUCAGCUUGUUUACAGAAAUCAAGACAUCAACUAAAUGGACCGGUGUUUUUAAAGUCACAUGAACUUGAGGUGAUGGUACCUCAAAAAAGGACCACCCCCAAAUGUCGAUCAGAGACAUCAAUUAUGUCUCGUAAGGGAAGAAAAAAGAAAGUCAUUCAACCCAGUGAGAAAGAAGUAGCUGGUAGCAAAGCUUGUUCAGACAGACUGGACCAUUCUGAAAACAAUUCUUGCCCAGAACAACACUUGCACUCUCAAAAAACCAAAGGGACACGUAAUCGACACUCUAAAAAAACUCAAAACAGUCAGACCCCCUCUGAUGUUUCUACAGGGCUUCACACAUGUACUACAGCUCCUCUUCUCGACAAGGAGAUCUCCUCCUGCCACACUAAUGGUGAUUGUAGGUUUAUACCACGCACCCCGAAACGGGGCAGGCCCCAGACCAGGCCUCUCUUCAGCUCCACACCGACCUCAGACAUCCAACCCCUAUCUCUAAAAAGAGCUAAGAAUAGUUUAACACAACAUCGUCAUCAGAAUGCCAAUGAGUCCAGUGGAGUAAAGACGCCUCCUACAGACGAUACACCGUCUAGACCUCAGAGGCUUGUGGCAACAGGGAAGCCAAGAGGUCGCAAGAAAAAGAACAUGGAGGAACAGCUCAUUGUCUCUCCAUCAGUGAAACAAUGCAGGAAGAGUGUAAAAUCUGAUCUAGAAUCUCCUCAGGAAGAGCCAGCUGUUGAGACCCCGCCUCCAAAUGAAGCUCACGUUACAAACCAGAUGCAAGAGCCACAGGAAUCAGGGCUUCACACAUGUACUACAGCUCCUCUUCUCGACAAGGAGAUCUCCUCCUGCCACACUAAUGGUGAUUGUAGGUUUAUACCACGCACCCUGAAACGGGGCAGGCCCCAGACCAGGCCUCUCUUCAGCUCCACACCGACCUCAGACUUCCAACCCCUAUCUCUAAAAAGAGCUAAGAAUAGUUUAACACAACAUCGUCAUCAGAAUGCCAAAGAGUACAGUGGAGUAAAGACGCCUCCUACAGACGAUACACCGUCUAGACCUCAGAGGCUUGUGGCAACAGGGAAGCCAAGAGGUCACAAGAAAAAGAACAUGGAGGAACAGCUCAUUGUCUCUCCAUCAGUGAAACAAUGCAGGAAGAGUGUAAAAUCUGAUCUAGAAUCUCCUCAGGAAGAGCCAGCUGUUGAGACCCCGGCUCCAAAUGAAGCUCACGUUACAAACCAGAUGCCAGAGCCACAGGAAUCAGAUCAAAACAUGUCUUCUGACCUCUGCUUUGAGCUCAGUGUACAAGAGAAGCCUCAUUCUCUUAACCACUCUCUCCCCGUGGAGGAGGAAGACGACCUAGAUGAUGAUGAGGAGCUGUCCAGCUUUUUGCAACUGGACAAUAAAAAGCCUUUGUCAAUCUCAGAGGGACUUUGCGUGUGGUGCAAACUGAGGAAAUAUCCCUACUGGCCUGCAGUGGUUAAAAGUGUAACUCGCAAGAACAAAAAAGCCAGCAUUGUAUUUAUUGAUUGUUUCCUAAUCGACCAGAAGAGAAUUAGAAAAGGGUUUUCUGUUUCCCUGCGAAAAUUAAAGCCUUUUGAUUGUGAAGAAUGUGAAUAUUUGGUGGACAUUGCAAAAGAGAAGUAUGGCAAUGCUAUUACUUGGUCUCUGGAACUGAUAUCAGACUAUAGGAUCCGCAUUGGAUGUCGAUCCUUCUCUGGAUCCUUCAUCGAAUACUGUAGUGCUGAUAUCAGUUGUCCAGUGCGGAGGAGGUACUCCGAGGGGAAAUCUGUGCUCACCUGCCCCAGUCAGGAGAUUCUGGGCGAGAAGUGUGACAGCUCUGAUAAAAACAUGGAGGACAUCAUCGUGGAAGAGCAAGAUGAGCUUCUCUCCAAGAAAGUGCUGCCCGACCGAUCCAAGGCUGCACGCAACCAUGCCAACAAGCAGUUGGUUGACUUCAUUAUCAGGCGAAAAGUUGAAAACCGCUUAUUGGCAGUCAUUAGCGGUCGUGAGUCCUCUAAAUGGAUGCAAGCCCUCCAGAAGCCUUCUCGCCCAGUGGUUAAUGUCCACCUGGAAGAUGAGGAGCAGGUUGAAAAGGUUUACCGCUACCUGAGCACAGUCUGUGAUAGUGCCCCUCAAAUAAACACCUGUCUAGAAAACAUCCAGGCCGACCGGAUCAGCCUUAUUCUUGAUGUGCUUCUGCCCGAGGCCAUAAUCUAUGCCAUUGCUGGAGUCCAUAAGCUUUCCCUGGAGAAGGCAGAGGAGAAGUAUCGCAGAGGGCCGUGCUUUAGUAACAGAGAAAGACAGGAGUUUGACAUGAUGAUUGAACAGCAGAUGAAGCUCAAGGAAAUCACCCGGCAUCAUGUGCAGUGAUGGCCCCUCUAUUUUAAAAAAUUCAUCUUUUUAUGAAAAGAAAUGUUUUCUUCAAUAUAUUGUCUUCCUAAUCACAGUAUAUAAGAAAAUUAAUUGAAUGAUGGUUGAACUGAAUGAUUGUUCAUGACAAAAAAUAUUUCGCUGUUGAUUGUUAAUUAAUCUGAUAUUAAAUGUUUUUAUAUCAAAUCUCUGAGACUUUAUGAGCUGAAUGGUAAAUCUAUGAUGCUAAAGUCAGCAAAAUAUGGUGCUUUUAAUGUGUGCUGUGUAUUAUAAGUAAAUGCCUUGUGCUAAUACAUGAAUACACAAUUUAAAAAAUAAUGUAAUAUUCCUGAUUAACUAAAACACAUGUUUGUUACUUGUUUUGAAAAUGGUGUUUGU
This is a messenger RNA of Carassius carassius (crucian carp), 2976 nucleotides long. RefSeq names its product PWWP domain-containing DNA repair factor 3B-like. The record is from RefSeq and is a predicted model, not a curated record. NCBI's taxonomy places the organism in Eukaryota, Metazoa, Chordata, Actinopteri, Cypriniformes, Cyprinidae. The transcript has 14 exons. The coding region runs from base 304 to 2598 and encodes 764 amino acids.